UGAGGCCAGGUCGCGGUGCUCGUGCUAGCAACAUGUCGUCGUUGUACUCAGGGACCUACAACCAUGCUGCCAACGCACACUCGCCUCUCAAUCGAAUGUCACAGUACUUUGAUGGAACAAUCAACAACCACGCCCAUGGAACGUUCUUCUUCGCAUCACAUUCGGCCUCACCCGGAGACUCUCCCUCGGACAGAGAGAGUCAUCUAGCUGUCGACUUGGAUCUCGACUCACUCUUUCGGAAGCUGGACAGAUAUACCGCAGAAAUGGAAGAGGUGGCCGUGAGGUUCGACCGGGAGGGGGGAAGCUCCGAUUCCAAUGUCAGGACUCGCAGCAGAUCGUCUUCACUCGACUUCGACCCCCUGUAUGCCCAUGUUUUUCGACCUUCCUUCACUCAAGGAGUUGCAGGAGAUUCCGGAACGCCGCAAUCACAGACCACGCCAGCGACAGACGACAGUGUUGAACACACAUCACAUGAUCAAAGCACGUGGCGGCGAAAUAAUGGCCGAAGUGACGAGAACAAGCUUGAUUCAGAGACAACCGACAGCCUCAGCCAACAAUCCCCUGGUGUCAGCCCAUCCACAAAGCAACCACCGUUGACAGACCCCAAACUUCACUUGUCUCUUCCCAAGAAGACACAGCGCCCAAACAGAGGGAAUACGAUGCCAGGACUGGCAGCCCCCAGAUAUCCUUCUGACGUACAGAGAAGGUUUUAUGAAGAACUGGAAUAUUCAGACGUGGAUGAUGACGAGCCAGGGCCUUCGCUUCGAACCUCAUGGGGACACCCACCACGUUCCUCAAGUAUGCCGAAUGUCACGGGGGGCUCCAAAGGGCCAAAGUCUCCAGCUUUACAGGAUAGUACCCUCCCCUCCGAAUCUGUGAAUAAAAGAAAUCCCUUUAGACAGGCUGGGUUUUGGUCGAUGCCCACUUUCGACGAUGAGCCACUGCCUCCAGUUCCCCACUUAUCACACGCAGGCUCGAUCGCAACGUUGGCCACGAGUCCUCCUACUACACCUCAAUUGCUUUACUCACCGAAAGAAGAGCAACCCAGAAGGGAGCUGGAAAGCUUUGCCGUCGUGGACAACGACGGCGCUGAGACACUGGACUCGAGGUAUAAGAGAAGAGCACCUCCAGUGCUUACUCUGGAUUACGCCGACGACAAUGUGGACUUGAAAGGCCCUGGACAAGUUCAAUCCCAUCUGAUGAGGCCAAAAGCCGCUACCGACGCACCGAAGAGUGGGCGUCUACGACGGUCCAGGAGCAUCUUGAACCUAUUUCAAAGAAAAUGCCCGGUGGAGAAGGUGAUUGACCUGUAUAUCGAAGAUGAACCGGAGGCAAAGUCCACUCGUUCGCUUUCACGAUGGGCUACACUCUCGAGGAGACAAUCCCCUACGAGGGCUAAGCGGCCGACAAUUCCAGGCCCCGCCUCUGCGAAUCCUCACUCUAAAAAGCUCUCCUUCGGCUGAAUCAGCGGGAGUGGGUGGGCUCAAAUUCGGCGACCAAGGCAGCAAAAGCGUUGAGGCCAGUGUCUUCUGCCGAUGGAGAGUCAAGCUCUCGAUCUAGCAGUCGCAUUGCGUGGGCAAGUUGUCGUUUUUGGGACGCGGCUGAGUUGUUGUGAUGGUCUUGGCUUGGCCUGGAAAACUUGUCACCACGUUCUCGGUGGUUUCCUAGUGGACCAGACGGAGGCUCAUCAGAGAUCCUCUUCAAGCUCGACCUCAAUGUAGGAUACUGUGCGAGUAAUUGCUGGAGCCUGGGAUCUUGAGACAAAGAUUCGAUAGACCGCGACCGUAGUUCCUGGGUCUGAACGUUGUCUGAAGCGAGUGCCCUUGGGGGUUCUGGUGCAUCAUGUUGAUUACACGCUUCCUUGUGGGCCUUGAAGCAUGGCAGGGAGCAGCUGAAUGCACAUGUUAGCAUGGUGGAAUGAAAUACGAAGAAUAAUGAAGAUGCUUGAC
Molecule: messenger RNA, 1949 nt
Organism: Exophiala mesophila
Lineage: Eukaryota; Fungi; Ascomycota; Eurotiomycetes; Chaetothyriales; Herpotrichiellaceae
Exons: 1
Coding region: 33-1463 (476 amino acids)
Source: RefSeq, a predicted model, not a curated record